Molecule: messenger RNA, 213 nt
Organism: Colletotrichum paranaense
Lineage: Eukaryota; Fungi; Ascomycota; Sordariomycetes; Glomerellales; Glomerellaceae
Exons: 1
Coding region: 1-213 (70 amino acids)
Source: RefSeq, a predicted model, not a curated record
AUGGUCGACUGUAUCAGAGUACUCAAAUCGUUCAUGGUAUCUCCUGCGCAUCCUGCCUUCAGGCGACACGAGGGCUUUACCUCGGAUUUUUACUCACUUCACUACAUUCUGUUCACAGAAAUUUCCCUGCUCGGUAAGCAUUUGAUCUCAUUUUUUCUUAACAAAUUUGACUCCAUCGCGGGUUGCUACGUUGAUGAUCAACUCUUCCAUUAA